AUGGGGAAAUCCUCGAUGAUCUUUCACUACUUUUUAGUAAUUUCUCUCUUCGUCCUCGUAUCGUCCUCGAGCGGUGAAGACACAAUCCAGCAGUCGCAGAACAUCAGCGAUGGCCAGACUCUCGUCUCCGCCGGCGGGAUCUUCGUGCUGGGGUUCUUCUCUCCGGUGGAUUCCGGUAAGAGGUAUCUGGGUAUAUGGUUCGCCAUUUCUAAUACAACAGUCGUAUGGGUCGCGAACAGAGAUAAGCCUCUCAACGACUCCUCCGGUAUCCUGCGCAUCGACAGCACCGGCAAUCUCGUCCUCGCCGGGAGCCCUCCCAGCACAAUCUUCUGGUCUACGGGUCAAACCAGCUCUGCCGGCGCUACCGCACAGCUGCUGGACUCCGGCAAUUUCGUACUCAGAGAAGGGAGCAGUCCUACGGCCGGAAACUUUCUCUGGCAAAGCUUCGAUCACCCAACAGAUACCAUGCUUGCGGGGAUGAAGAUCGGGCCGGACUACAGGACCGGGCGUGAUCGGAACUUGACGGCGUGGAGGAACGCAAGCGAUCCCUCACCGGGACGAUUCACCUACAAGCUGGACCCUCGCGGGAUGGGUCAACCCUUCGUGCUGGAUAACACGACGGUGAUCUACCGCAGCGGCCCCUGGAAUGGGAUCCAGUUCAGCGGCUCACCGUCGAUGAAGUCCUACCCGAUGUUCUACUCUACCGUCGUCCAGAAUCAGGAGGAGGCGUACUACCAGUUCGGGGUAACCCAGGCGACGACCCUCACUAGGCUGGUGAUGGAUUAUUCCGGAGUGGCGAGGCGCUUGCUGUGGGAUAGUAAGAAGGCGGGCUGGCAGGAGCUGUGGAGUUCGGCCCUGGACCGGUGCAGCAACUACCUCUUCUGCGGCCCCAACGGGGUCUGUAACGGCGAUGGUUCUCUCCCAUGCAACUGCCUCCCGGGAUUCCGGGCCAGGAAUCAAGACGAGUGGGACAUUCAAAACUGGAGUGGAGGCUGCGAGAGGAAUACGAGUCUGAACUGCGCCGACGGCGACGGGUUUCUGCCGCGGAUGGGGAUGAGGUUGCCAGACACGGUGAACUCCACCGUCGACAUGAGCAUGAAUUUCAAUGAAUGUAAGGAAACAUGUCGGAAGAAUUGCUCCUGCGCAGCCUACGCGAGCGCGAACAUCAGCGGAGGAGAAAGUGGUUGCAUAACCUGGAUUGGGGAUCUGAUCGAUCUGAAAACUUUUGGGGAAGCUCAAGAUGGGCAAAACAUAUACAUACGACUGGCGAAAGCUGAUAUCGGUACGUUCUAUCAUCUUACUCACCCGAGAUUUUACUCAAUUAAAAUCACGUAUGACUGGUCUGAACCAGCUCCUCAAGGAUGCUCCGAUGUUCACAUUUUUGGGGUCCCUCCCUCCUAA
Messenger RNA from Spirodela intermedia, 1401 nucleotides. Lineage: Eukaryota; Viridiplantae; Streptophyta; Magnoliopsida; Alismatales; Araceae. The record is from the annotation of a GenBank genome assembly.